This is a messenger RNA of Puma concolor (puma), 1050 nucleotides long. RefSeq names its product polycomb group ring finger 6 (gene PCGF6). Lineage: Eukaryota; Metazoa; Chordata; Mammalia; Carnivora; Felidae. The record is from RefSeq and is a predicted model, not a curated record.
AUGGAGAGGGUUUCGUUGGCGACGGGCAGCGCGGGAGCCGCCAGGGCCGAGGGAGCUGCGGCCAUGCCGCCCCCGCCAGCCGUGUCCCCGCCUGCCCUCACCCCGGCACCCGCAGCGGGGGAGGAGGGCCCGCCGCCUUUGCCCGAGGCGGGGGCUCCCGGCUGCUCGGGCGCCCGGCCCCCAGAGUUGGAGCCGGAGCGCAGCCUGGGCCGCAUGCGGGGCCGCUUCGAGGACGAGGACGACGAGUUGGAAGAGGAUGAGGAGCUGGAGGAAGAAGAAGAGGAGGAGGAGGAAGAGAUGAGCCACUUCUCGCUGAGGCUGGAGGGAGGCCGGCCGGACUCCGAGGACGAAGAGGAGCGCCUGAUUAAUCUCUCAGAACUGACCCCGUACAUCUUGUGUUCCAUUUGCAAAGGUUACUUGAUAGAUGCAACUACCAUUACAGAAUGUCUUCAUACAUUUUGUAAAAGCUGCAUUGUAAGACAUUUUUACUAUAGCAACAGAUGUCCAAAAUGCAACAUAGUAGUACAUCAGACACAACCUCUUUAUAACAUAAGGUUGGACCGACAGUUACAAGACAUAGUGUACAAAUUAGUGAUCAAUCUAGAGGAAAGAGAAAAAAAGCAAAUGCAUGAUUUCUAUAAAGAAAGAGGUCUAGAAGUACCUAAACCUGCUGUUCCACAGCCAGUCCCUUCGAGCAAAGGAAGAUCUAAGAAAGUCUUAGAAUCAGUGUUUCGUAUCCCACCUGAACUUGAUAUGUCUUUACUACUAGAGUUCAUUGGUGCUAAUGAAGGCACGGGACAUUUUAAGCCCUUGGAAAAGAAGUUUGUCCGAGUUUCUGGAGAAGCAACUAUUGGGCAUGUAGAAAAAUUCCUCAGAAGAAAAAUGGGUCUUGAUCCAGCUUGUCAGGUAGAUAUCAUCUGUGGCGAUCACUUGUUGGAGCAGUAUCAGACUCUAAGGGAGAUCCGACGUGCGAUUGGUGAUGCAGCAAUGCAGGAUGGUCUGCUGGUCCUCCAUUAUGGUCUUGUGGUUUCUCCUCUGAAAAUUACUUGA